GCCAACGUCGCGUCGAGCUAGCUUAAUCACGCCAUGGCCACCCAAUACCUGUGGAACCUCCUAGUCUCGGCUGCGGUGGUCGUCUCUCUCCGGCUACUUUUCCUCCUCUACAACGUCGUGGUGGCGCAGCCGCGGAGGCUGCGGUCCGCCUUGCGCCGCCAAGGCCUGUCCGGUCCGCCUCCGGCUUUUCUCCUCGGAAACAUACUAGAGAUGAAGAGGGCCAGAGACGCGGCCGCCAAAGCCGCCCCCCUCUCUGGCCCCCCGCCCGCCCACAACUGCGGCGCCGCGCUGCUCCCCUUCUUCGACGAGUGGAGGAAGCAAUAUGGAGAAGUAUUCGUUUUCUCUCUGGGCACUACGCAGAUCAUGCACGUGACCCAGCCGGAGAUGGUGAGGGAGAUCACGACAUGCACGUCGCUGGAUUUAGGGAAGCCGACGUAUCAGGCGAAGGAGCGAGGCGCGUUACUCGGGCAAGGAAUCCUUACCUCAAACGGACCCCAUUGGGUCCACCAGAGGAAGAUUCUUGCACCGGAACUCUACAUGGACAAAGUAAAGGGGAUGAUUAACUUGAUCCAAGAUUCGACUAUUUCGCUGUGUGAGUCGUGGAAGAGGCAAGUCGAGGAAGCUGGUGGAUUAGCAGAGAUCAAAAUUGAUGAAUACAUGAGGAGUUUCUCAGGAGAUGUGAUAUCAAGAGCUUGUUUUGGAAGCAAUUAUUCCAAAGGAGAAGAGAUUUUCCUGAAACUCAGAGCCCUGCAAGAAGUUUCCUCCAAGAAACUCUUCGUCUCUGGAACGGGCAUGAGGCACCUUCCGACGAAGAGCAACCGGGAGGCGUGGGCGUUGGAGAAGGAUAUCAAGACGUUAGUUUUGAACGUGGCGAAGGAAAGAGACGAGGCCGGGUUCGAGAAGGAUCUGCUGCAGAUGGUGCUUGAAGGAGCCAGGCAAAGUGAUCUGAGCCAGGAUGCAGUCGACCGGUUCGUGGUGGACAACUGCAAGAACAUAUACUUGGCCGGGUACGAGACCACCGCUGUGUCGGCCACAUGGUGCCUCAUGCUCUUGGCCUCCAACCCUGAGUGGCAGGACCUGGUCCGCCGCGAAGUUGUGGAUAUUUGCAAGGGCCAGGUCCCUGAUUACGAGGCCGCCAAGAAAAUGAAACUGCUGACUAUGGCAAUCAACGAGUCGCUGCGCCUCUACCCACCGGUGUCAGUGGUGUCGAGGGAGGCCCUUAAGGACAUGAAAUUUGGGAAUAUUAAUGUGCCAAAGGGCGUGAAUUUGUGGACAUUGGUGACGACUUUGCAUACAGAUCCAGAGAUAUGGGGAUCGGACUCGUAUGAGUUCAAUCCCCAGAGAUUUGCUAAUGGGAUAACGGGCGCCUGCAAGUAUCCGUACUUGUACAUGCCCUUUGGAGUUGGACCCCGUCUCUGCUUAGGCCAAAACCUGGCUUUGGUCGAACUUAAGAUCUUGAUUUCCUUCAUUUUGUCCAAAUAUUCCAUUUCCUUGUCGCCUAAAUACGUCCAUUCGCCCCUCCUAAAUUUGGUUAUUGAGCCCAAAUUUGGAGUUCAUCUUUUAGUUAAACCCUUGUAAUUUUCAUUACAUUAUUUCACCAUUGUGAUGUCUUUUUUUUCCUUACAAUUUGUUUAUCAUGGACCAAUUAAA
Molecule: messenger RNA, 1650 nt
Organism: Salvia splendens (bonfire salvia)
Lineage: Eukaryota; Viridiplantae; Streptophyta; Magnoliopsida; Lamiales; Lamiaceae
Product: cytochrome P450 714C2
Exons: 4
Coding region: 34-1578 (514 amino acids)
Molecular function (GO): oxidoreductase activity, acting on paired donors, with incorporation or reduction of molecular oxygen; iron ion binding; heme binding
Source: RefSeq, a predicted model, not a curated record